Messenger RNA from Magnolia sinica, 1441 nucleotides. Its product is annotated as polyphenol oxidase, chloroplastic-like. The transcript has a single exon. Lineage: Eukaryota; Viridiplantae; Streptophyta; Magnoliopsida; Magnoliales; Magnoliaceae. The coding region runs from base 254 to 1441 and encodes 395 amino acids. Gene Ontology annotation, molecular function: catechol oxidase activity. The record is from RefSeq and is a predicted model, not a curated record.
AAGACCACAAUCAUGUCGUCGUCCCUCUCAUUUCUUGGAACCACAGCCUCUCCCUUCCACCGCCACAAUUCCCGCCACCCUCGAAAAGCUGCUCGGGCACCCACUCACUUUUCUCCCUCGGCCUCUGGCACUAAUGCUACUAAUACUAGCGCAAAUGAUAAUGGUGGUGAUAAAGAAUCCAUUCUGAGGUUGAAAUGUUCUCCUUGGCACGUUGGGAGGUCUGUAUGGCGCUGCCGCCCUCGGCCGUGAGAAUAUGGCCGUCGCUUCUCCGAUGCUAGCGCCGGACCUAUGCAAGUGCAAAACCGCCAAUGCUGGAUCAGCAACAGAACCUUUAUGGGUCGAGUGUUGCCCGCCUUACACCGACAACAGCAAGAUCGUCGAUUACAAAUUCCCGACAUCUUCCACGCCACUGCGCAUUCGGAAACCGGCACACAAGUUGAAUGCUGAGGACCUGGCCAAGUACAAGGAAGCCUAUAGACUUAUGAGAGCGCUUGACAAAGAGGAUCCUUGGAGCUUAGAGCAGCAGGCAAAGGUGCACCGCCAGUACUGUAAUGGCGCGUACGACCAGCUGGGGUUCAACGUCCCGGUGCAAGUCCACUUCAACUGGAUAUUCCUGCCGUGGCACCGCUACUACAUCCACUUCCAUGAAAGGAUCCUCGGGAAGCUGAUCGGUGACGAGACAUUGGCCCUACCAUUCUGGAACUGGGACUCGCCGGAGGGAAUGACGAUCCCGCCCAUUUAUCUUCAAGAGGGGUCUCUCAAGGACGAGUUGCGCAAUCCGGCUAACCUAUCGAAGGUGCUGGACUACCAAUACAACCCCGAAGUCCCGACAACGCUCACCGACGAUGAGAUAAGGGUGAAGAACCUGUAUGAGAUGAACAAGACAUUUAAGGAGUCUCUGCCGUUGCCGGAACUAUUCUUGGGAGAUGCGAUCAGGGCCGGCGAAGAGCCUGACAUCGGAAAGACGAUGGGGCGGAUUGAGUCGAUCCAUAACGCUGCACACCAGUUUGUGGGGCUGCCCGACGCACCAAACCGGGACAUGGGCAACUUCUACUCGUCGGGCUACGACCCGCUUUUCUACUGCCACCAUUCGAACGUGGACCGGAUGUGGCAAAUCUACAGGCAGAUGCGAGGAAACAAGGUUGACUUCAACGAUAACGACUGGCUCGACGCAUCCUUUGUUUUCUACGACGAGAACAAACAGUUGGGGCGAGUAAAGGUACUAACCCCAUCUCUCCCUUUCUCUCCCGCGCAUUCUAUAUUCGAAAACUUAAAAAAAAAAAAAAAAAAAAAACCGUCUACUCUGUUCGAAAUAACCAUAUUGAGUCAUGACUCGUUCAAGUCUCGGUUUGCUCGGCCCAACUUGGCAAAUCUUGAAUUAAACUCGAAAAAACUCGUUAUAACUCGGCAACACUCUCGACGCUGCUCACUGAGGCUCUAA